Molecule: messenger RNA, 1662 nt
Organism: Ixodes scapularis (black-legged tick)
Lineage: Eukaryota; Metazoa; Arthropoda; Arachnida; Ixodida; Ixodidae
Product: arylsulfatase B
Exons: 10
Coding region: 1-1614 (537 amino acids)
Source: RefSeq, a predicted model, not a curated record
AUGUGGAGGCUCGUAAUCUGCUGGUUCACCGUAGCCUUGUUCCUGGAAGCAACUUCAGCAUCCUCGCAACCACCGAAUCUUGUGAUGAUUCUUGCGGAUGACCUCGGCUGGCACGACGUGAGCUACCACGGCUCUGAUCAGAUCCCGACCCCGAACAUCGACGUCCUCGCCAUGGACGGCAUCAUCCUCUUCCACAACUACGUCCAGCCACUUAGCACGCCCACUCGAGCCGCACUGCUCACUGGACUCUACCCCAUCCACACAGGCACGCAACGUCUUGACAUCGGCAGCGCAGACCCUAUCGGUUUGAGCGUGGACUUCACGUUGCUACCCCAGCACCUCCGGGACCUCGGCUAUUCCACGCACAUGGUGGGAAAGUGGCAUCUAGGCUUCUGCAAGGACGAGUUCAAGCCCACAAAACGUGGCUUUGACACUUUCUACGGCAUCUACAACGGCGACUCCGACUACUGGACACACUUCGCGAGAGACAACAACAUCGACGUCUCGGGACACGCGCUCAAGGACGAGAAGCGAGCUCUGGUCGAGGAGGCCGGACGCUACUUGACGAGCUUGUUGGCUAACCAGGCAGUCCAACUCAUUCACAACAGGCCAAAGAACAAGCCUUUCUUCCUGUACUUCGCCCCAACUGCGGUCCACUGUGGAGGCAGCAACGGAAGUCUGCAAGCUCCCAAGGAAUACAUCUCCAAGUUCGGAUACCUGGCUGAUUACGACAGGCAACUCUUUGCGGGCAGCCUGGCUGAGCUCGACAAGUCAGUGGGGCUCAUCGUGGAAGCACUGUACGUCUCGGGUCAGCUCAACAACACCGUGAUCGCCUUUUCGACCGACAACGGCGGCGCGCCUGUCGGCUUCUCCGCCAACACUUCGCCCAACUGGCCCCUCAGGGGCACCAAGGGCACAGUGGCAGAAGGAGGGGUCCGCGGACCGGGGUUCUUGUGGUCCUCGUCGCUUACUACAAGAGGAAGAGUGACGCAGCAACUGUUUCACGUCACCGACUGGAUGCCCACUUUCUACACGGCAGCUGGCGGCCAAGCCAAAGACCUCACCAUGAUUGACGGCGUCGACCAAUGGGAGUCGCUGACACGCGGAGCUCCUUCCCCUCGCAAAGAAGUGCUCUACAACAUCGAUCCAAUCUCGGACCAGUCGGCCAUCCGAGGCGAGCGGUACAAGAUCAUGGAAGACAAGAACAACAGCCUGUACCCGAACUACGACUGGUACGAACCCACCGGGUCCUUUGCAGCGGGCCACUGGUCUUCUCUCCAGGAGCAGAGACAGGCAUGUCUGGUCGCACAGGUGUUGUCCUGUUACCACGGCAAGACGCUGGAGACUCCGGCCGAGCACCCGGACGCUGUCCUGACCGAAAUCGUCUCCGGAGGCGACUUCUGUCACCCCUCGUUGGGCACCUGCAUGUACGACCUCCUGACCGACCCUUGGGAAAGAUUCAACAUCUACAAGCCCGAUCACCCUGAAUAUAUGAAACUCCGUGCACGACUGGAGGAGCUCAAGCUGACCAUGAAAGCGCCCAUGUUCGGCGUCGCCGAUCCCAAGGCCAACCCGCUUCGUCGCAAUGGCGUCUGGGACUCCUGGCUGGACUAGAGCCCCAAUCGGCGACUGAAAUUUUGCUACGGCGUUCACAGUACACAC